This is a messenger RNA of Cucurbita pepo subsp. pepo (vegetable marrow), 1023 nucleotides long. RefSeq names its product heat stress transcription factor C-1. NCBI's taxonomy places the organism in Eukaryota, Viridiplantae, Streptophyta, Magnoliopsida, Cucurbitales, Cucurbitaceae. Gene Ontology annotation, molecular function: DNA-binding transcription factor activity; RNA polymerase II cis-regulatory region sequence-specific DNA binding. Gene Ontology annotation, cellular component: nucleus. The record is from RefSeq and is a predicted model, not a curated record. Gene Ontology annotation, biological process: cellular response to heat; regulation of transcription by RNA polymerase II.
UCCCUUUUUUUCUCACAAGCUUCCAUUGAAGCGAAGCCCUUUACUUUUCUCUCCUCUGUAUAUGGGAUGGAGUCGAACCACCAACAAAACGACACCGUUGCGCCGUUCGUAAUGAAAACUUACCAGAUGGUCAACGAUCCGAUCACCGACGAUUUAAUCGCGUGGAGCAAAGCUAACAACAGCUUCAUCGUCGCCGAUCCUUUGGAACUCUCUCGCCGUAUUCUUCCUUCUUACUUCAAACACAAUAACUUCUCCAGUUUUGUUCGCCAGCUCAACACCUAUGGAUUCAAGAAGGUGGAUCCAGACAAAUGGGAAUUCGCGAGCCAAUGGUUUCUGAGAGAUCAAAAGCAUUUGCUGAAGAACAUCACAAGAAGAAGACACAGCCGAAAUUCACACAUUCAAGUGAAACGUGAAGACGACGGAGAAUUAGCACUGGAAAUUUCAAAGCUAAAACAAGAACAAAUAGCUUUAGAAACCGAAGUCGAAUCGAUGAACAAGCGAAUCGAGGCGACCGAAAAACGCCCGCAACAAAUGAUGUCCUUUCUGUACAAAAUCAUGGAGAAUCCCGAAAUUCUUCAAAGAAUUCUGCUGCAGAACCGCCGCGUACGGCGGCGUGUGACCAUGCGACCGCCUCCAAGUCCGGUCAAAUUCGUGAAAGCCAUGGAGGAUGAUUCGUCGCCGGAGACUGGUGUUUUCGAUGAUAACGUCGCCUUGUCGUCGCCGGAGACUACCUUAUGGUGGAACGGCGGCGGCGCUGACUCCGGCGGCGGAUUUGGCGAUUACAUAGAGCUGUCGCCACCUGAGAGUAAUAUUUCGGUUUACGAACUCGGCGACGGCCGAGAUAGUGUCCUGGCGGAGCUGGUGGCCGGAGGAGGGUCGAGUUCGCCGCCGCCUUAUCCGUUUUCGUUGUUUAGCGGUGGGUUUUAGGAUAAAUCCCCAUCUUAAUUUCGAAUUAAUUUUUUUUUUCCUUUUUAUGUAUUAUUUAUAGUGCGAAUAGAGAUGGGAAAUUAUGUUUUGCUGUCC